Actinia tenebrosa (Australian red waratah sea anemone) is the source of this 2088-nucleotide messenger RNA. RefSeq lists its product as uncharacterized. Lineage: Eukaryota; Metazoa; Cnidaria; Anthozoa; Actiniaria; Actiniidae. Gene Ontology annotation, biological process: proteolysis. Gene Ontology annotation, molecular function: protein binding; serine-type endopeptidase activity. The record is from RefSeq and is a predicted model, not a curated record.
UUCAAUCAAAAAAAACCUCAAAAAUAAACUCCAGAUAAAAGUGUUGUUUUUGAUUGAAUAUCAUUUAUUUUAACUUAUUUUAAUACGUGAUAGGCUAGCYCAACGCUUAGGCAGACAAAAUGGAAGGCAAAAGCUCUGGAACUCAUUUAAAAACAAGCGAGAAGGUUCUUAAAUCAGUGGUAAAACUGUUUGUUCAAUUGUCUACUCCCAACUACAGCAUGCCAUGGCAAAUGAAGAGACAACAGCAAGUUUUUGGCUCAGGAUUUAUUAUAUCAAACAGAAGAAUAUUAACCAAUGGUCAUGUUGUUGCUUAUCAAAAAUCUGUAAGAGUUCGCAAACAUGGUGAUGCCAARAAGUACAAUGCCCAUGUCGUACAUGUUGGACAUGAAUGUGACAUUGCUAUGCUUGGUGUUGAAGAUGACAAGUUCUGGAAAGAUCUCUAUCCAUUACCUUUCGGUAAACUCCCAGACCUUGAAGAAGAUGUGGUGUGCGUUGGUUUCCCUACUGGAGGGGAUAAUAUUAGUGUUACGAGGGGUGUGGUAUCCCGCGUAGAAAUGCAGAGAUAUGCUCAUUCUGCUGUGGAGCUGUUAGCCAUUCAGAUUGAUGCAGCUAUCAAUAGUGGUAAUAGUGGUGGACCAGCAUUACAAGACGACAAACUGAUUGGAAUUGCAUUUGAGACCCUUGACAAUGCCGAGAACAUUGGCUACAUCAUACCUGUGACAGUCAUAGAUCAUUUCCUAGAAGACAUAGAAAGAAACAAAACAUAUUAUGGAUUCUGUAGGCUAGGUAUAAAAUGGCAGCCUAUAGACAGCGAACACAUGCGAUCCUACUUUAAGAUGACUACAGACCAGACUGGGGUGUUAGUUACCAAGGUGUUGAACCUGUUUAGCUGCAGCAAAAAGGUCAUUAGAGGAGAUGUACUGAUGGCAAUAAAUGGGGAGUCUGUAGCUGAUGAUGGAACGGUCCAUUUUCGAGGAAACGAAAGAAUUCUAUUCGAUUUUAUUCUCUCCAACAAAUUCGUGAAUGACAAUUGUGAGCUUUCAAUUUUGAGACAAGGAAAAGAAAUAAAAGUGGAUGUUCAGUUGGAUAAAGUCACAACACUCGUACCRACACAACUCUACGACAAAAGACCAAGCUUCCUGGUGUUUGCUGGGCUGGUAUUUGUGGCUCUUUCCCAGCCCUACAUGCAGCACCAGUAUGGGAAGGACUGGGCACGAAARGCACCCAUAAGACUUUGCGAUCGUGUUCUAUAUGGAAUCUUAGAACAACCUGAUCAAGAAGUGGUGAUUCUAAGCCAGGUACUAGCAUCUAAGUUAACGACUGGAUACGAAAACCUUUCCAACAUUCAACUGUACAAGGUAAACGGUAUCGCGAUAUUAAACCUUAAACACUUGGCAUCAGUAUUAGAUCAAGUAACACAGCCUAUACUCCAGAAGGCUAAAGACAGCAAAGGCGACAGCUCGCAACCCCAACCCCAAGAAACUACUGAUAGUAAUGAGUCAUCCUGUAACGAGGGUUUUGGGUCUACCGAAACUGAGACUUCUGAUGCGCUCAAUGAACGAGAGAAGGGGUCCUAUAACGAAGAAGACUGUAGGAGUGACAAAAUCACCCGCAAAGAAAUACUUCGUUCUGAAACUGUAASCCCAACAAGUGAAACCCGGACCUUAAUUACUGAGAGACCUCAUGCAUUGAAUAUUGUAUCUACCUCUCAUUUUGGGCCGCGGGGGCUCACUUGUUUCGUAAACCGACACGAAGGUAGCGCGGGUCUGGAAGAUGACCCCACCCUACUCAGUCGUGAUGACUAUCUACACUUUGAACUCGACAAGGAUAAAAUYAUCGUACUACCAAUUGAAACCGCAUGUAAAAACUCGCCUGAGAUACUUAAACAAUAUUCUAUUGGACAGUCUCGGUCUGAUGACCUUGUGUCGUCAAACUAACCAGGAUGUAGUCCACAAUAGAUUUUUUACCUUUAGUGCAAUGUUUUCCCAUUUCAGACUAUCUGUCAUUACCUUGAGUAUCAUUCCUUUGUUUAACGGUUGCACAUGAGAAGAAACAUGAAUAUGGAUACAACUCAAAGAAAGAAUCUCA